Pogona vitticeps (central bearded dragon) is the source of this 1672-nucleotide messenger RNA. The record is from RefSeq and is a predicted model, not a curated record. Lineage: Eukaryota; Metazoa; Chordata; Lepidosauria; Squamata; Agamidae.
CGUCUCCACGCGAGCAUGGGAACUCUGAUCUAUACCUCUAUUUUUUUCCUUACAUUGAGGUCUACGGCUCGUCGGGGACCAGGGAGGCGGGGGCGCCUCGGGGCCACGGGAGGAACCAUGCCGAGCGGUCGGCAGCGCCCGGGGGCGGCGGCGGCUCCCGCGGAGGAGACCGGCAGAAGCCAGUGGGUGGUCAUUGCACCAGGAUCUGUUACCGAUCUCCCAAAGAAGCCAGAUUCUGGACCUUUAUUUACACAACUGCGUAAUCCAAGUACAGGACAGGCAGCCCUUUAUUUGUUUAGCAGUGAUGCUCAUCAGUUAUUUGAAUUGAAAGCUUUUCAUGAAGAAUACCGGUCAUGGUUCAUAGGACAAGCUGUUCAACACGAUGGACGCCUCUUCUUUGCUACACCUGUGGAUCCCUUAUUUCUUGUGCUGUUCUACCUUAACAAAGCAGAGAAAGAGCAGGGAAAGUUUCAGCCCCUGGAUCAGAUUUUGGUAGAUGAAGAGUUUUCUUCCUGUGUAAUGUUGCUACAAUGCAGAAGCAUUUCACAGUCGAUUCACCACAUAGCAGAUGAAAAAGAAAUAUGUGGCAAGAAAUUUUAUAAGUAUAGUGAGGAGAAAACACUGAAGUGGCUGAAGAAGAAGGUCAAUCAGACUGUGAAAGUAUUAAAAGAGCAUGAUGUAUGUGUGGGUGGAAGGGUGCACUCUGCUACGUUCAUCAGUGGCAAGGAGGUCCCUGAUGCCACAGAAGAGGACUAUAUCCGUUUUGCUCACGGCUUACUAUCAGAAUAUUUUCCUGAAGAGCUGAGUACUGCUCUAGCCAAAUAUCUGUGCCUACCACCAGUUACACCUCCUUCAUCAGAGCCAGCAUCAAAGAUGUCAGUACGUCACCAGAGGAAGAGAUGAAAGGCAUAAAAUGAAAUUCGGAUGCCAUGUUUUAAUAUGGAAUGUUCCUAAAACCAUUCAAAAGAAAUGUAACUUGUACUGUAAGAAUCAGUUAUCCAGGUGAGAUAGGAUGGGGAGGAAGAUCAUCUUUCCCUUCUAUUAUAUGGCAGGAAUCUUUGGCUUUAAACUACUAGACUUUUGGUCUGCUACACAUUUUCCUCUUUUUCUAUUGAAAUUCUUGAGUCCUCUAUUUCACCUACUUGCUUCUGCUUGAUGCUGGCAAACCAUUAUGGAUAAUGCUGAUUAAUCUCUCCUGUGUAAUUUUUUAACAAAGCAACAAAGACUCUUGUGGCACCUUAAACAUGACCAGACCAUUUGGUAGAAGUAUUCAUAGACGGUAACCAACUCCAUCAAAAGCAUUUGAUGAAGUGGGCUGAAGUCUGUGUAUAUUUAUACCAAAUGAAACAUUUUUGUCUUUCAGAUACCAAAAGACUGUUGGUUAUUUUUGCUGCAACAGAUAAACAAGUUACUUACCCUUGGAGAAAGAGAGAGAGAUUAAGCGUAGGAAUUGCAUUUGUGGUAGGAAAAGCAGAAGGAUCAUACAUGCCCAAAUAAACCUGACCAUGUGGUGAUAUUUUCAGAGAUAAGGCAACUAGAGAAGGAACCUUUUUAGUGGUGGCCCCUCUGGCUGUGGAAUAUUCUCUACAGAUACUUUUGUGCCUUCUAUAGAAGGUGGCCUUGGAAGGACUGGACCACCAGGACAGAUGAGCGGCGAGCAGGAGGUGAGGGA